CAACCUCUAUAUUUCCCUUCCCAAUCCCUCUUCUCCUCUCCUCUCUCCCUCUCUCUUUCUCCUCCUCCUCCAUUACUACACAAAAUUCUCUCUCUCUCUUUCUAUAAGCUUCAAGAGAUAGAUGUCUCUCGCGGGCGCGAACGCGACGUACCCGACCCAAGUCGACCCGCCUCCGACCGGGCCGGCCCAGUGGGCCGCGCGAGCCCACGGGCGGCUCCUCUCGGCGUGCCUCGUUACCCUCAACAUCCUCCUCAUCCUCCUCUUCUACUUCUACUUCUGGCGAAUCUUCUGGAAGAAACCCACUUCCCCCAACCCCACCGAACCCAACCCCGGCGCCACCUCCACUUCCUCCUCCCCGAGCUCCACUUCCUCCUCCCCCGGAACCCCCCACCACCGCCGCCUCCGCAAGCCCAACCCCGAAGUCGUCGCCGGGUUGCCCGUGUUCGUGCACUCGUCGACGACUUCGCCUAACACGGCCGAGUGCGCCGUGUGCUUGGCCGAGUUCAGAGACGGGGAUCGGGGCCGGGUUUUGCCCAGAUGUGGCCACCGAUUCCACCUCGAGUGCGUCGACAUGUGGGCCCAAUUCCACGCCACGUGCCCCCUGUGUCGCGCCUCGCUCGAGCCCGACUCCGACCUCGAGCCCGACUCGGCCGUGUGAGCUCGGACUCAUUUCUCGGUUAGCUCGAUAACUUUUUUUUUUUUUAUUUGUAUUUUUUAAAAAAAUCACGGCAAGUACUAUGGUGAUUACGGGAUGAAGAAGAAAUGUUUUUUUUUUUUUUGUAUAUUGGUUAAUUUAGAUUUUUAUGUAAGCUUUAUUUAUUUAUUUAUUUAUUUCUCAAUUUGGAAAAAAGUAAUUCGCCGGUUUGGCUAACGUGACGUUCCACUAACAAUUUGAUGGGGUGGUUGUUUUUUUAUAGUAAAAUUGAAUUAUACUAUUUAUUUUUUUAGUUGGAAGUGUAAUUAAUGAAGCU
Molecule: messenger RNA, 971 nt
Organism: Ananas comosus (pineapple)
Lineage: Eukaryota; Viridiplantae; Streptophyta; Magnoliopsida; Poales; Bromeliaceae
Product: RING-H2 finger protein ATL17-like
Exons: 1
Coding region: 122-658 (178 amino acids)
Biological process (GO): protein ubiquitination
Source: RefSeq, a predicted model, not a curated record